Rubroshorea leprosula is the source of this 1495-nucleotide messenger RNA. The record is from the annotation of a GenBank genome assembly. Lineage: Eukaryota; Viridiplantae; Streptophyta; Magnoliopsida; Malvales; Dipterocarpaceae.
ACCAAAGCCAAAGAAUUUUCUUUCUUGUUGCAUAUUGCCAUUUUUUUUUCUCUCUCCAUGGAUUUGUGUAGCGCUGCUCAGUUCCUUGAAAACAAGACCAUUUUGGUCUCUGGUGCAACUGGAUUUUUAGCAAAGGUUUUCGUAGAGAAGGUACUGAGAAUUCAGCCCAAUAUCAAAAGGUUGUAUCUUCUCAUGAGAGCAGCUGAUGUCAACUCCGCACAUCAACGCCUUCACAAAGAGGUUCUAGGGAAGGAAUUGUUUAGUGUUCUGAGAGGAAUUUUGGGUUCAAAUAUCGAUUCAUUUUUUUAUGAAAAGGUGAUUCCAGUUCUUGGUGAUAUUUCUCGUGAGAAUUUAGGAAUACAAGAUAUCACUUUAAGAAAAGAAAUUUGGAGAAAUACAAAUAUAAUAGUAAACUGUGCUGCAACAACUAAUUUUGAUGAAAGAUAUGAUGUUGCAUUGGCUAUCAAUACAAUGGGAGCUCUAAAUGUCUUAAACUUUGCAAAGUUAUGUCCAGCAGUAAAGAUGCUUCUCCAUGUUUCAACAGCUUAUGUGUGUGGUGAAGGAACUGGACAAAUCAUGGAAGAACCAUUUUGCAUGGGUGAGAGUCUUAAUGGGACGUAUAAAUUAGACAUUGACGGUGAAAAGGAAUUGGUGGAUGAGAAAAUGAAGGAACUCCUUGUUGAUGGCAGAAGAGAAGGAAUUGCAUUUGCCAUGAAGGAGUUGGGCAUGCAAAGAACAAUUGACAGCGUACUGGCUAGUUAUGGCAAAGGAAAAUUGAAAUGUUUCCUUUGCAGUCCUGAGUUAGUCAUUGAUGUGAUACCAGCAGAUAUGGUGGCAAAUGCAAUGAUUGUGUCCAUGGUAGCACAUCCAUAUCAACCCUGUGAUCGGAUAAUUUAUCAUAUUGGCUCCUCACUCAGAAAUCCUUUGAAAUUCUCCGGUGUUCGCGAUUUUACCACUCGUUACUUCACCAAAAAUCCAUGGAUUAAUAAAAAUGGGAAGCUUGUCAAGAUUGGCAAGGUUACUAUGCUGAGCAGCAUGCCUACUUUUCUCUGUUACAUGAGAAUUCGAUUUCUUCUGCCAUUAAAGGGUCUAUAUUGGUUGGAUGCAAUUUUUUGUCAACAUUUUAAGAGAGUUUAUAUGGAUCUUGAUCGGAAAGUCAAAGUGGCAAUGCGAUUGGUGGAACUGUACAAACCCUAUUUAUUGUUUAAGGGCAUAUUCGAUGACAAAAAUUCAGAAAAAUUGCGAGUGGCAGCAAUGGAGAUGGGUUUAAAUGUGGAUGAGUUUGGAUUUGAUCCCAAAUGCAUAGACUGGGAAGAUUACUUCAUCAACAUUCACCUUCCUGGCCUUGUACUAUAUGUAAUGAAACAAUAAAUUUGGCCGUCAAAUAUUUUAUAUGCUACUCUUUCUUAGUUGAUAAUUGGUAUGAUGUAAUUGACUUUGAAUGUAAUGUCUUAACGAAUAAGAAGAGUUGUAUGCAUAAAAAAAAAAGUAUUUA